GGCGUCGAGUGAGGGUGACCCGGGUCCGCGCACGGAGGAGCACGCCCCGAUGCUUGGUGAGGCAGACCUGAGGAUCCCCAUCAUGAAGCCCACAGAAGACGCCGACCCGCAGCUGGACAUGCUGACCGCCUUGCUGGAAAACGACAUGGACACUUUCAACCACUGGCUGGCGCAGCCGACGGUGGACGUCAACCACCUGUACCGGGCACCGUACAACGGCACGUGCCUGCAUAACGCCGUGAAGCGCGACCGGGCGGCGGCUGUAGACGCGCUCCUAAGACGCGGGGCGCGCCCGGACGCCCGCGACGGCUCCAAGUCGGUGCCGCUGCACUACGCCGUCAAGGGCGGCCACGCCGGCAUCGCGCGGGCGCUGCUCGAGCACGGCGCCGAUGUGAACGCGCAGGACGCCGAGGAGCGCAACUGCCUGCACCUACUGGCGCUGCAGUGGGCCGACGCGCCGGCGCGCUACGAGGCCGUGCUGAACGUGCUGCUGGCGGCACCCGGCGUCGGCGUCGACGACCGCGAUUGCAGCGGCGACGCGCGCGGCGAGGCGCUCGAGCGCGAGCACGGCAACUACACGUGUCUGCAGUUCGCCGCCGACAACGGGCUGGCGGAGGAGGCGCGGGAUCUGCUGGAGGCGGGCGCCAACCUGGCCACUGUCAGCGUCACCAACCGCUACAGCGCGCUCCACUACGCCUGCUUCCACGGGUACCAUGAGGUGCUGCAGCUGCUGCUGGAAUCGGUGCGGAAGGGCGGCCGUGAGGUGGACCUUUGCCAGCGCAACAACGCCGGUCAGACACCCUUGCACCUCGUGGCGAAGCGGACGCCCAAGGAACGCAAGCAUGACGAACGCGUCGACUUCCGCAAGUGCCUGGAGCUGCUGCUGGAUUCCGGACUGCCAGUGGGCAUCAACUUGCAGGACGACCGCGGCAACACGCCGCUCCACUUCGCCACGCUCAACGAGGACCAGGGCCUGGUGACGCCGCUGCUGCUGCGCGGCGCCAGCAUCGGCAUCAAGAACGUUUUCGGGACGAUGCCGAUGACGCGCAUCCAGGCUUCGGUGAUGGAGUCCGCGCUUGAUCAGUCGGUGCGCUCCAACGGAGAUGCGCCUGGCGACAACAGCUACCGUAUCUCCUUCCACUACGACUGCCUAAUCCCUCCUGAGAACGCCGACGGAGCGCUUCCGUUCUCCUCCGAGACUGAGCCGCUUUUCUUCAUGGGGGAAUCCCGCCGCCACCAGCGCCUCCUCCACCAUCCGAUCCUCAACAGCUUCCUGCUGCUCAAGUGGCACAAGAUCCAGCCUCUGUACGUGCUAAACGUGGUGCUGUUCGCCGUGUUCGUGGCCGUGCUCACCGCCUACGUGUACCUGGAAUUUGACGUAUCGUCGACCACUGGCGAGGUGCGUCCGUCGCCUGCCGUGCCGGCGGCCGGACUCAUCGCCAUGGAGUUCGUGCUCGGACUCAGCGCGCUGCUGCUGGCGCUGCGCGAGGCAUGUCAGCUCAGCCUGUCGUGGCGCGCGUACGUAAGACACCACGAGAACUGCAUCCAGCUGGCGCUGAUCGUGCUGCUAGCGGUCGUGCUGCUGGACGGUCACAUGUCACAGCUGACGCGCCUGCACGUGGCCGUUUGGGCCAUCAUCCUGGCCUGGCUGGAGUUUGUGCUGCUGCUCGGCCGCCAUCCCAAGCUCUCGACGUACAUCAUGAUGUUCAAGACGGUGUCGGAGAACUUCAUCAAAUUCAUCUUCCUCUACUCGUUCCUGAUCAUCGCCUUCUCCAUCUCGUUCAACCUGCUCUUUCGCACCGACGAGCACUUCAACACGUACUGGAAGGCGCUGCUGAAGACGGUCGUCAUGUCCACCGGUGAGAUGGAGUACACCUCGCUGGAGUUCUCGCGCUCCGCCUAUUCGGGCCACAUCGCCUUCUUCGGCUUCCUCUUUCUCAUCGCGCUGGUGCUGAUGAACCUGCUGAACGGGCUGGCCGUCUCUGACACGGCGGCCAUCCAAGCCGACGCCGAGCUGCACAGUCUGAUCUCGCGCGUCAGUCUGAUCCACUACAUCGAAUCGGUGUUCCUGGGCCGCGAGGCGUGCCACGGCUGCGGCAAGACACUCGGCCAGCGCCUGGGACCGGCUGAAGCUCUGGCUGGCGCACAAGACGCUGCUCUUCCCGCGCUGCCUCAAGGAUAAGCGGCUGUCAGUCGACCCGAACGCCGAUCGUUCGCGCUUCUUCGGCUGCCAGUGCCACAGCUUCAAGAUCGACGAGCGCAUCGUCGAGGCAGCUCAGCUGUUGCUCGCGCGCGGCGAGCACUUGCUCGGCGACCGCAUGGACGCGAUGGAGCGUAAGCUGGACAAGAUUAUGGAGAUGAUGCUGGAGACGAGCGGACGCGCCUAGGCGCGCGUGUUGCUGUCGCUGCUGAAGACGAGGGAGCGACCGAGAUGGGUUGUGGGCAAACGGGGAGAGGUGUAGCGGAAGCUGCCGCUGCUAUCUUAUGUCGCCACCUCUGCGAGGCUGUUGGUUCGCCUUGCUCGUGUUAGUGCGCUCCGCGGAGUCAGACAACCGGCUGUCGAUCUGGUUUAGUGCAGUGCCUUCGAUACUGUGAAGCCUUUUACGUGUAAAUGCUGAUGCUUUUGUAAUCUUCUGCUUCGUACAGCGCGAAAUGGUCGGAGGCUAGUAGGCAGAAUGUUUUAGCACGUCUGUCGUAGGAAGGAAGUAGACACCGGUAUUUAUUUGAACGAAUUUACGGUUGGUCAGGGAUAACCGAGCACUGAUACAUUCCUGAACGUUCCAGCUAAGCAUUGUUUUCGGGUGCUUGAUGCUUGUUAACGACAGACGCACCUUCAGCAGCAGUGGCGCUUAAAUAUACAUAUUUUAGUAUA
Messenger RNA from Pollicipes pollicipes, 2872 nucleotides. RefSeq names its product transient receptor potential cation channel protein painless. Lineage: Eukaryota; Metazoa; Arthropoda; Thecostraca; Pollicipedomorpha; Pollicipedidae. The transcript is spliced from 3 exons. Bases 50 to 2182 code for a protein of 710 amino acids. Gene Ontology annotation, cellular component: transmembrane transporter complex; membrane. The record is from RefSeq and is a predicted model, not a curated record. Gene Ontology annotation, molecular function: monoatomic ion channel activity; protein binding. Gene Ontology annotation, biological process: monoatomic ion transmembrane transport.